Bombyx mori (domestic silkworm) is the source of this 8398-nucleotide messenger RNA. Its product is annotated as NCK-interacting protein with SH3 domain. The coding region runs from base 584 to 2419 and encodes 611 amino acids. The transcript has 9 exons. Gene Ontology annotation, biological process: endocytosis. The record is from RefSeq and is a predicted model, not a curated record. Gene Ontology annotation, molecular function: protein binding; Arp2/3 complex binding. NCBI's taxonomy places the organism in Eukaryota, Metazoa, Arthropoda, Insecta, Lepidoptera, Bombycidae.
GCCACCAGUAAUCUCUGAAUCAUAAAAAAAAAAAAAAAAAAAUUGGGCCGUGAGCUCGUCGACCCAUCUAAGCAAUAAAAAAAUUAAAAAUAAAACUUUAUAGUGUUUACCAUAAAAUCAUAAAUAUAGAUUUUAUGAACAAGGUAUUUGAAUUUUAAUUUAAAACUACUAUUCUAUUAAAAUUAAGAUUUAUCUUAAGCGGUAGACUACAAUCAUUGUCACCAAUUUUUAUAAGUAUCUAUAUCUGAAGAAAGGUGGUGCUCGUAUACUUCUUGUACUUUUAAUACUUGUGCGCAGAUUAAAUUCUUUUAACUUUCUAUUUCUUAAAUAAGCACUAAAAAUACAGGUGAAAGCUUUUGCAGCGAAAGCCUUUUGCCUAUAGAACUUGAUCCAUUAAGAAAACUUUGACAUUUUAGUAAGCUUAAUGUCAAAACAAAAAAUUGAUUUAAAUUGCACCCGCAGUUGCCGAUUCAAGGAAACACUAAAUAAAUAGUAAAAAUAAACAAUUAGUUUAAUACCGUGUCUUUAAACUCAUGUUACGGAAAUAACAAAUGAAAUUUAAGUACUCAUUUCAUUUUCAAUCAUGGGAGAUACACAAAACGAUGAUUUCGAAAUGCUCAAAGCCUUAUUUGAUUUUGAAGCCACAUUGGCAAAAACGUUAAGUUUCUCGGAAGGUGAAUAUUUUCAUUUGCAACAGAGCAACACUAAACAACGAAACUGGUGGCAUGUUGUUAAUAGGAAAGGUCAGGUCGGCUUUGUGCCCUCUAAUUAUGUAGCUACAGUCAAGGUAGAGGCGGAGUACCUGUUGGCUUUUUUGAGCGAUUGUAUUAAAAAUUUAAACGAAAGCAGCUCGCACUCUCAAAAGCAGGACCUAUUGAUUAAAAUUAUUGAAAGAAAAAAACAAGUGCAGAUGUUUGUGAAGCCGCAUUCUAAAAAACAGCAAGCACCAAAGCCUCCGCCAAGGCUAGAUGACAGCACUCCUCCAAAUGGAGUGUCGCCUUCAUUUGAUCUUAGGCCUGUUGUAUCUCAACAGCAGAUCAGCGAAGAGAGGGAUUCACCACCAAAAUCAUCAAGCACCAAUGAUGAAAAUGAUGAUACAAGGAGUAAAUGUGAUCUCAAAAACAUCAAGCAGCACUCUUUUGACACUGAUAACCAGGAUGAUAGCCAAGAUAGCAGUGAGAGUAUUAAGCCAAAUGCAAUAUAUGAAAUUGUUCAAGCUGUGCGGAAAGAGACUCAGCUUAGUCAUGAAAUGUCAAAGGUUGCUGUUGAAACUGUUCUCAUUUCGCUAAGAGAGUUCCUACCUGGUGGUGCUGCAAGAUCCAUUAUAGAUGCAUUACUUCGUGAGGCCAAUAGUAAUAUAACCUGUCCGAAGAAUGCUAUUGAUGCUGCUCCUGAUGCAUUGAGGAUGAUGACUGCAUUGAAUGCACUUUCCAAAGCAGCUAAUGAUGCUCAACAAAGAGGCUGGGCAUUGCAUGAUGACUCACAUGACAUACAAACACAAUUGCUUGAACUGAUCUCCGUUAUGUCAAAUGCUGAUGUCAACAUAUCCCAACAUGUGUUGAGCAGUCAUCGAUAUGUUUAUGUGACAACUUUGGUACAGUAUUAUCAGAUGGAAACUCGGUGGCCCCUACGUCAGCUACUGUUACAGGCAUUUGGUAUAAUGUGCGGCCUAGAGCGUACAGCCCUAGCAACAUUGGCGCUGUCAUCGUUACCGGCGGAGAUUGCUCGAGACAUGCGCGACAACCCUAGGGCCGUCAGCCGUCUCUCUCACUCCGCUCUGCUACUCUCCAUGGUUCUAUCUAUGGGAGACAAACUUCCGGUCACACAUUUCGAGCAGCUCGGCCUUGAAUUUGCACAAUUUUUGCUGGAGUUGCUUGAAGAUCCACCGGAAACCGAUGUCGAUGAACAGAUACCUGAUUUGUUUUCAACUCUCCUUUUGGCCUACAACUUGCAGUUUGAGAACCCAUUCGACAACAUAUUGUUGAAUGCAUUGGAAACAAGGGACAUGGCCAAAACAUUCUGUGAGAAAGUGCUCUUGUUACUCAAUCGUGAAGAAGACCCGGUGCGUAUUUUUGAGCACGAGCCGGCACCUACUCAUUCUGUUCUCAAACUGGUGAUUGACUUGUUUAGUCGUAAAAAAACCGCAGACCACUUUUAUACUAAUGACGUAAAGGUCGCCAUAGAUAUAGUUGUGAGGCAACUGGCCGAUCUCUCGCCUGGUGAUACGCGUCGCCAGCAAUACUUGAAGAUUCUCCAAGGUGUUAUUCGGAACACUGACUACGGUUCUCACCUGCACCGCAGAGACGACCUGCUGCGUUGUUUCGCUCGCAUAUUCUGCGAAGAAGGUGAAUGCAGUCGAGAGGAUCAAGCUCUGGUCAGGGCUAUUUCCAACGAGUUCCCGCAGUUUUUCAAGGCCUAAGCUCACACUAUGGUAAUGCACAAGACCGGUAUGUGAAGUAUUAAUAUUUCGUAUCUCUCUCUUAGAUAAACACCACCGUGUAAUGACUAGUUUAUAUUAUAACAACAUUUUUGAUGAACAUUGAUUGAUACUAGGGAAUGGAUAAAGCAUAAAUGAGAGGAUCAGCAAUAUAUGAUCAAUAUUAUCUUAAUGAGCAAUACUGGGUGUUAGGGGACCGCUUCUGAAAACGAAGACAGAUGAUAGUACUAAUAACACUUUUGAUGAUAGGACAGACAAAAAAACUUGAUCCUGAUUUUAAAAAAAACAUAUUUUUAAAACGUUUUAUUAGCAUUAUUUACGCUCCAUCAUGUUAGUACAGCUAAAUGAAACGAUAGUUUCAUAAAAAAUACAUUACUAAAAAAAACCAGCAAUGAAACACAAAAUAAAAAACAGCUGAUGCUCGGGUCAACGAACGCCCGGGCGCGCUGCUUCUUUUACACGCACACCGGCGCGACGGGGGCCAACUUUGUAGCUACAAAAUUUUCAUUUUCGAAAGCAGUCUCCUAACACCCAGUAUAUAUUUGCACAAGAAAAUCGCUUAAUGAUCCAUGUACUUAUGUCUAGUCUAGUAUUGAGAGUUAUAUUUUAAUUUUACCAUGUCUCUGUCUAACAGUAAUAUCCACAAUUUCUAUACUGAUUGUGAACAAAAGUUUUCUUCAGAGUAUCUAAGGCAAGUAUUAAAUAGAAUGAAAUUUGUAUUGAAAGAGGACUGAUUUGAUGAGAAUGUAAAAUUGAUACGUAACGGUAUGCAUUGGUGAUGAUUAAAAUAAGUAUUAUGCUGCUUUAGAAGCCUAAUGGCAGUAAACUUAUGUAUGGCUACAAAAUUAUUACCAACCAUAGCUUUUUGACACCAUAUUAGAAAGGGUUGGUAUAACUUCAAUUUUAUUUGACACAAGUGACUCAUCCACUAUAUAAAUUGUCUCGCAAAAAUCCGUAGUCGCUAAGUGUACGUUCGUUGACCCCGGCUUUUGUACGCUAUACAUUAUAAACUGUAGAAAUGUCAUAAUUACUUGACAUGACACUUCUAUUAACAAAUUAAUAUCUUUUUUUCUCACCGGGAGAGAAUUGGGUACUUUUGCCCCACACGUGCCAGGGACUAAAAGCGAACUUUACAACCCGGUUGAAAAAAAAAAUUUAGGGAGAAAAGUAGAACAUCCCCACCCGAGAUUGUCACCCUCGCUUUCGGCUCGGGUGACAACAAUUCGCGAGCGUGAAUAUUCUACUUUUCUCACACGUUGCGUAAUAUACUAUUAUAUAUUACAUUGAUCUUGUGUGUAAUCUAUUCUAUGGUUUUGAAUUAAAGAGCGACUCAUUUCCCCUACAUAUUAACAAGAAAGGCGAAGUUGAAAUUUCAAUAAUUCGUUAAAUAUUUGGUCAACUCUAAUGAGCUAAUAGUGGAUGAGUUUUCCCCAACUUCCUGAACAGUCAGGCAGCUCGAUUAUGCCAUAAUUACUGCAUUAUGGCUUAUGAUCUCAAAUAGUAACUUUUUUAUGUGUAAAAUAAUAAAUGAAUUUGGUGCAUUUUUACCGCUUGACUUAACUUUUAACUUGUAUGUCUAUAUUUAUAAGUGUUAAAUGAUUGUAGCUGAAUGCAAACUAUGAAAACGAACAACAUGUCAGUAGUAACUAGCGAUUUAAAGUAAAAAUCGUUCUAGAAAACUUGUUAAAUUUAAACGAAUUUUAUUUAAAAAAAAAACCAUAAAGCAUAAAUGUUUUUUUCUAAAAUUUAGAUCUCAUAUUUUCAAAUAUUUUACGUGAAGAGUAUUAAAAAUAUAGCAUUUCCUAUAAAUAACUAAAAAUUAAAAAAUAAUUAUUUAAGGUGUUAUUAAUAAAAAUGUAGGAACGAUUAAAUUGUCUAUUUACGUCGAUGUUAUUGUUACAAAUAAUAUAUAGUCUCUCUUUUGCCACGAAGGGUGAACGUGAUAAUUCUCAAUGUGUCUUAAAGUUCAAAAUUAUAGCAUAUUUUAUUUAAUUGUUACUAGUCGUACUACUGCUACCUGUUUAUGACUUUCGGAAAAUUUGUCUCAAAUAUCACGACUGUGUUAUUUUAUUUAAAGGUAACACACACGCAUGCCAUAUACAUAGGUACUCGCAUUUGUGAUUAAUAUUUGAAUAUUAUGUAUAAUAUUUUUCAUUAAUUUCCUUGUAAAAUUUCAAAAUGUAUACUUUCGGUUCUUAAUAUUCAUGUUUUAUAACUGUAAAAAUUAAAUUCAUUUAAGAUACUCUUUACUACUACAUUUAGGAAAAGAUAAGGGUAAAAACAACAUUGAGAUAAAAUCUUUAAGGGCCACUUCAAAAUAAAUAAAAUAGUUGUCAAGUAAUGUUUGCGUAAACUUCAAGUAAUGUAACUGUUGCACAAAAAUCAUUUUAUAAUUUUGAUUUUGUAUCAAUAUUUUUAUGAACUACCCAUAAAUUACAAUUAUCGUUUCCAGUGUACAAUAUAUAUUUUUCUGUUUCUAUUCUACCUAGUCUGACUUUUAAUAUUCAUUGUGGCAUGUAAUAAAAUUUCAUUGGCAACCACUUCUACAGUUGCUUAUCAAAAAUAAAUUUGCAGACUUAUGAGAGGGAGAGAGAGAGAGAUAGUCUGCAAAUCAUUAUAAAAAUCAAUUCAAUAGAUUCAUUAUUCAAAUAUGUUUUGAAUAUGCCGAAUUGUUUAUGAUAAAAACGAUUUCGUUUAUUUUUGGUGAAUAUAAUAUUAAUUAAAAAUAAAUUUACGGUUUAGUCUCUUUAGUCUCUAGUCUUGUUUCCGACUUUACGAAUACUUUACAGUUUUACUGUGUCGUCCUAGAUUAAGAUUACGAUUAAACCGUAAAAGAAAUUUUAAUGAUAUUCUGCGACACACGAAUACCGAAUAAAGAUUAAAUAAUUUGAUAUAUUAUUUUUAUAUAUGUAAUGUUCAAAUAAUCCAAAAACAAAUUUUCACUAUUAUUUUCUUCAUUUUUUCUUGUCAAUUCUUAAAUCGAACAUGAAAGUGCAUUUAAUUGCAUUGCUGUUUUCAAAUGAACACCAAAAACAAACCAAGGGUAUAAAACAGAAACAAUUCUAUGAAACAUAGUUUUGGUCUAAUUCUAAAAGAAUAAUUUAUUCAUCAAAGUAUAAUACUAAAAAUACAUUUAAUCUCAAAUAUAAUAAAAUUAUUUACUUAGAUCAGUACCUAAUACAAUAUUUUUGCUAGUCACUAUUCUAUUAAAAUAGCAAAAGUAUAUUUAAGUAUCUCAUUUACAUUACACAAUGAAAUUAUUAAUAUUAUAUAAAAUGAAAAUAAACCACUGUGCUUAUUUCAUUUUUGUUAAAUAAAAUAGAAUAAGUUGUCUUCAUAUAUCGCUCUGAGUAAUAUGUUAGAAAAAAAAUACUAUAAAAAUAGAAUGGUCAAUAGACCAUCAAAUAUAAUUCAUAAAUAAUAAAUGUAUAAUAUUAUAAUCUAAUUAAUAUGGAAUUCGUCAAGAUAAAAUUUUAUUUCUUUAUUCUUACAAAUAUACUUUAAAGUGAUAUGAGUAGCUCUAUACAGAUAUUAAAAAAUAAAUGAUUGGACCGCCCUAUCGCUGGUCUAGUGGCCACGCUUGGCUACUCAACUGCAAGUAUGGGUUCGUUUCUAUGUAAUAAUAAAGGUUAAUUCUAAGUAUAAAUUUCAAAAAUAAAGCCGCAAAAAAAGAGAUAAGGAAAAUAUCGAAACUUGUAAAAGAUUACCGGCCCAGUAAUGUCUGUUCACCAAAAUAUUCGAUAUUAUAGGUGCGUGAAAUAAUUUUAUAUUGUAGAAUUGAUUGUCAGAAAUAACCGUGUUGGUUACGCUGCUCGGAAAAUAAUUCUCAAAAAGUUACCGAGGAAAUUCAAUCGACUGUUUAAUGUUCACAGUUUGUGUAUUAAAUAAAGGAAAAAAAGUUUGAAAUAAUAUUGUGAUUUACUUAGCGUUUGAGAAAUUUAAUGCGAGUUCAUAGCUCCAAUCAUAUCUACGGACAUCGGAAUUAAAUUGUUUCGUAACUUAAUUUUAUUAUUUGCAUUGUUGCCAGCAUCGUGUUUUCGUUUUGAAGGCUUGGUUCAAUAGAUAUAUAAAUAGAUUGACAUUAAUAAGUAAUAUAAUAUAACAAGAAAUAUAAUAUGCUUUAUUCUACAGCAAAACAAAAGAAAAUUAAAAACAUUAAAUACAAAAGUACAAUAUGGGCGGUCUUAUCGCUGCCAAACGAUCUCUUGUAAAAUACCAUUCUUGAUUUCACGAAAGAAAUUAAGUGAUAUAACUAUAGAUAGAAAAAAAGGAGUUAUGUCUAGCGAUUUUAUUUCGAUUAUUUUCUAUUUAUAUCUAUAUAAUUUCCCCACAUUUUUUAAAUUAAGUUCACGUUUACAUUUGAAGAAAAUAGUAUUUAAAUAACCGUAUAAAUAAUAAUAGUAUUUAAAUAAAACCAACUCGCAUAAUGAGACAACGCGAUCCCACCAAAAAUUUGUUCCAAUAAUUUUGUCUAUGAAUGUAUUCACGCCUAGAUUAGAGAGAAUACACAUGGCACAAAGACCCAAGCCGAUGCAAGAUACAUACAUACCAGACAUGUGGCGUUGUCUAUGUGGUUAAUUUUAGUGAAACAUGAAUUAAAUUCAAAACUAUAAGUUUGAUUACCAUUUAUUCACUUAAUAAAUCAGUAGUUAUAACUGGCACGCUGCAUGCAUGUUAAUUGUUGCUAGAUAUGAAUGGGGGUUUACUAUUUAAAUUUUAAGUAAAAUAUAUUAUGGCAAUGUACGUACGUCUUGUAAAGAAAACGAGGAUUUCUGAACUGAUAUUAACAUGUUUUUAUUGUUCUAGCUUGGUAUGCUUGUUUGUAACGUCAUUCAUUAUUUAAUGUAAUAUACACGGAUUUCAAUAUAUACAAUUAUCUUGAAAAUUUUCACACGCAUCAGGUACAGAUGGCAACACAAUAAUUGUAAACUUGGCUCUAAUAUAUCGACCAAUAUCAAAAGGGUAAAAAAAAAAUAUUAGAUGGGUUUGCUUUUUAAGUGUUUUUUUUUUAUAAUUUGUAAACUAAACUUUUAUUACGCACUACUUUUAUUUAUACAACGCAAAUCAUCAAACUUGUCAACGCUUUGAAAAUGCCCGUAGUGUAUUUUACUCGGUAUAUUAAAAUUUUUGGUGCUACGUCCGUUAAGUAAUUACUAUAUUUUUUUUGUAUUGCAGUAUGGUAGUAGCAUUGUUUGGCGUACGGCACUAAUUUUAUUAUAGUGAGACUUAUUUUAUAUCGAUUUAACAAUUUGAGAAGCGGUAGUACUUCUUAACAAUCCCUAAACCCCAAAUCGUAUUAGUUCACAUAAAAGUGCGACAUUAAUAAUAUGACCAUACGUCCCGGUUUAGGCGGGACAAUCCCGCUUUCGAGCAUUCUGUCCCGCUAUCCCUAGUGAGGCCGACAUAGUCCCACUUUUGCAAACAGACCAAACGAUGAAUUUAUUUUUCAAUUCAAUAUAGAGCUAGAAGUGUUUUAAUGAGCUAAUUUAAUAAAAGAGGUACAGACUAUUACAGAGUACUAACUAUUUUGUGUUUAGUGCUUUGAUUUUUUUGUGUUAUUCUAUCUUCAAUAAAAAAAUACUUUUAAAACACUAAAUACUUUUUAUAUCAAUAUAUAAUUCCGCAGAUGUCCCGCUUUGAUAAAAAAAAACAAUGGUCACGUUAGACAUACAUUAUGAAGAAUCUGUUAAACUUAGAUAAAAGAUGCAUACCUACUACAUUUCUAAAAACUCUGCAUUUACGUUUUUUGUCAUUUUUACAUUUUUAGCUUAAUAAUAUAAUAUUUAAUGAUGUUGUUGCCAAAUAAUAAUAUUAAGAUUUCAAGAAUAAGAUCUUUUUUGUAAUAUCGUUUAGCGAAAAUUCACUUGUGUGUGGCGUUCAAUUAUUAUAUAUAUUAUUACUGCUUAAAUGUUUAUUGUAAUUUUAGAUUUAAAGUUAUCGAAUAAAUGUAUGAGAAUUAAA